AUGGUAGUGGUUGAUAAGCAUUGUGCAUGCUUUAGUAAGCAUUGUGGCAACAAUCAGUUGUUAUGGGAUGUUUCUAUUAAUGGGUAUUUGGAUGACUCUUCAAAGGAGCUACAGGAUUGUUUCUUCAAGCUUGUUGUCUCCAUGGGUUCAGCCCCAUCUGGCAUCCUUGGAGAGGCUACAGUCAAUAUGAUAGGCUAUAUGAGUUCACCUGCUCCUGUUCCAGUUUCACUAAGAUUGAAAAAGUGCAAUCAUGGGACAAUUUUACAAGUUCAAGCCCUUGAAGAAGAAUUAAAGCUGAUGAAGGACGGGAAGCAGAACCAGAGGGAGUCCAGCACUAUGAAGGUUCCUAGUUUGUCUAAAACCCAUGCUAAAGUUACUCCUGUCCAUGAAGAUAUGAAGCCCUCAAAGAAGAAUGAAGUGGUGAAAAACACUAGUCAGCAACGUGAUAAUAAAAAUAAGCAAUCCUUGAAGAAUGCUCAAGUACAAGAACUUGCAAAAGAUCAUCAGAAGCUUUGUAGCAACCAAUAUCAAAGAGAGGAUGGUAGUGGCAAUGAGAUUCUUGAUGAAAGUCCUCUUGCUGUUGGAGUCGAUCCUGCUUCAAAGAUUCAGUUGAUUCCUUGA
Molecule: messenger RNA, 621 nt
Organism: Quercus robur (English oak)
Lineage: Eukaryota; Viridiplantae; Streptophyta; Magnoliopsida; Fagales; Fagaceae
Exons: 6
Coding region: 1-621 (206 amino acids)
Source: RefSeq, a predicted model, not a curated record